GCAAAAACAAAAUCAGAAAAAGGCGUACGUGCCCUAGCCGGUUGUCCAUUUGUUCCUCCCGCUACUACGCACCCCUCUCGCUUCAUACAGGAAAUUAGUUCAGUGAAGCUGAGAUGUCUGGCAGGGAAGAGUUGGACAUUGAUGAUGAUUUUAGCGAAAUUUAUAAGGCGUAUACUGGUCCUCUGGGAUCUAAUCCUAAUGCAACCAAUGCACAAGACCGAACUACAACAAAAAAAAGAUCAAAAGCGGGUUCGGAUGAGGAAGAGGAAGCCCGAGACCCUAAUGCUGUCCCAACAGAUUUUACGAGCCGAGAAGCUAAGGUUUGGGAAGCUAAAUCUAAAGCUACUGAAAGGAACUGGAAGAAAAGGAAAGAGGAAGAAAUGAUCUGCAAAUUAUGUGGAGAAUCUGGCCACUUCACUCAGGGUUGUCCUUCUACUCUUGGGGCGAAUCGUAAGUCUCAAGAUUUCUUUGAGCGGGUACCUGCGAGAGAUCCUCAUGUGAAAGCAUUAUUCACUGAAAAGGUAGUAAAUAAGAUUGAAAAGGAUAUAGGAUGCAAAAUCAAAAUUGAGGAAAAAUUUAUCAUUGUCAGUGGCAAGGAUAGGUUGAUCUUGAAAAAAGGUGUUGAUGCUGUUCAUAAAGUCAAAGAAGAGGGUGAGAAUAAGCAUUCUUCUAGCUCCCCAAUUUCCAGGUCUAGGUCACCUGAACGCAAGAGUCCUGUUAGCUCACGGUUGGGACGCUCCAAUUCUCAAAGAUCCAAUCCCAGUCCACAUAAUGCCUCGCAGGUCCCACACAGAUUUGGCAGACAUGAGAAGGUUGUGGAAGACCAUGUUCGUGAAGAUGUGCAAAAAUUAUCGAGGGCCUCUAUGCAAGAAAGAGCUUAUGGCAAUGAUGGUGGUAGAGGUCGAUCAAGCCAUUCAAGGUCUCCAGCACCUUCCUCUUAUGUGGGAAACCCAUAUAAUUCUUAUGAUGGUCAGAGUCAAAGCAAGGGGGGCUACAGAACUGAUGGAUGGGAUGCUGAAAGACGUGGGUCUGACAUGCAAUCUAGCCAUAAGUUUGAACACCAUGCAUUCUCUCAAACCUUCGAGGAAAUAGAAUUGGAAUAUAAAAGGGAAGCAAUGGAUCUUGCGAGAAUUCGAGACAAGGAAGAAGAUGAAGAAAUUCACAAGCAUCGCGAGGCUGUGAGAGAAAUUAGGGAGGGUUACAUGAAGAAACUGACUAUGCUCAGGGGUGCACAAGCAAAACAGUGGGAAGAAUUUCUUCAAGUUGACGUCCAGAGGAGACAACAAGCUUGCCACCAUAUUUCAGCUGCUGGGUUUAGUGAUUAUAAACAACCUAGUUAUUUAGAGUAUGAUAAUCCUUCAGGCAAUGCGCACUAUUCCGGUCCUGUAACCAAUAUGCCGAUGGAGUCAAGGGGAAGGUACCCAAAUUCUAUGGAAAAUUAUCCUUCAAGACCUCACAACACAUUUAAUGAUUUUCAGCGUCAAAGGCACGAUGACUUGGGGAAAUCCUAUAACCGAUACUAAGUUGAUAGAUGGAAAUCAAGAUAGGAUCCAAUUGUUGCUUGGGUACAAGUAUUGGUAAGGAACCUUCAAACUAGGUAAGUAUGAAAACUGUGUUUUCACCUCCCCUAGAAGUCGCUACUUGAAUGGUAAGAACGCUAUUUGUUGCUAUUUCAUCAAGACUAUGGAACGUCGUCUUUGUAAUCUAAGAAGUGAAAUUUGGUUAUGCAUUAUGGAACCACUUCUGGCAAGAUUUUUGUUUUUGAUUAAAAUUUCCACUUCUAUUUCACU
Messenger RNA from Olea europaea var. sylvestris, 1790 nucleotides. RefSeq lists its product as uncharacterized. Lineage: Eukaryota; Viridiplantae; Streptophyta; Magnoliopsida; Lamiales; Oleaceae. The record is from RefSeq and is a predicted model, not a curated record. The transcript is spliced from 7 exons. The coding region runs from base 114 to 1523 and encodes 469 amino acids. Gene Ontology annotation, molecular function: zinc ion binding; nucleic acid binding.